GACGCCGGGAGCAUCGAGCACGGGAGCGAGCUGCACGAUUCUGGCUCCACCUUCCAGGCGCACCUGUGCGGCAUCGCUAGUGCGGAUGCUGCGCUCGCCGCCCUGUCUGCCGUCCACCGCGACAGCCGCGUGCGCCACGCCGCGUGCGUGCCGUGGGCGUAUCGCGUGGUUGAGGGUGGGAGCGGGGUGGUGAAGCGGGGCUGCGAUGACGGUGGCGAGGCUGGUGCUGCUAGCCGCUUGGCAGAGCUGCUCGAGACGGCCGGAGCCGCCAACGUGCUCGUGGCAGUCAGCCGGCGUGUGGAUGGGCCGAUGCUGGGCGGCCGGCGCUUCAACCACUUCCUGAACUGCGCCCGCGAGCUGCUGGAGCAGUGCGGCUAC
This is a messenger RNA of Emiliania huxleyi CCMP1516, 378 nucleotides long. RefSeq lists its product as hypothetical. Gene Ontology annotation, cellular component: cytoplasm. The annotation marks the transcript as partial. NCBI's taxonomy places the organism in Eukaryota, Haptophyta, Isochrysidales, Noelaerhabdaceae. The record is from RefSeq and is a predicted model, not a curated record. Gene Ontology annotation, biological process: regulation of translational initiation. The transcript has a single exon.